AUGAAAACGACGGCCAUGGCGUCUGCUGCGGCAGCCUCCCUGUCCCAGCCGAUGCUGCCUCUGUCGACCGCCGCCAUCGACCUGUUCGCCCCGGCUCCACCACUGACACCGUCGCCUGGGCUGUCCGCGUGCCAGCUCUACUACCAGCUGCAGAACCCUCCCAUGACGUCGAUGCCGACGUCGACGCCGGUGCGCGAGCUGGUAACCUCCACCCCCGAGCCACCGCCGCUCUUCCUGCAGUGGCCGCCGCAGAGCCAGAGCCAGUACCUGCCGGCCACCGAGCUCGGCGGCUUCCUCGGCUCGCAUGCCCACACGCAUCAGACGGCGGUCUCCCCUGGCGCGCUCCUCCUGUCUGGCCUCUGCACCGACUCGGUGUUAGGGCAGCACGAGAUCGUGGACGACAUGAGCUGCUCCAAGCUGGGUCUCGGCGUCGGCGGCCAGUACCACUUCAACGUCGCGGUGGAUCCACCCUCCGACCCGGUGAGCGCCGUGAUUAAGGAGGACGAGAAGGCAAGGCUGGGGUUUCUGCACCACUACGGCCUCGGCGCCACCGCCGGCGCGGACGUCAGUGCGGCCGUCCUCCCAUGCAUUCCGCCUACCGGCAACGCCGCCGCAAGCUCUGCAUUCACCGAUCAGCUGCAAGGGCUCCUGGACGCCGGGCUGCUGGCCGGAGGAGGCGCGCCGACGCCAAUGGCGACGGUAGUGACCGUGGCCGCCGGGCGGCCGGGCGCCCCCGUGCAAUGCUACAGCGUGCCGGCGAUGGUGCGCAUGGACGUGAAGGCGCUGUUCGGCCCGGCGGCCGUGAUGCUCGGGCAGACCGGCGAGGCAAUCCCCGUCGACGGGGCCGGUGUCACCGCCGAGCCCCUCCAGAACGGCGCCUGCUACUACGUCCUGAUGUGA
Triticum turgidum subsp. durum (durum wheat) is the source of this 900-nucleotide messenger RNA. The record is from the annotation of a GenBank genome assembly. NCBI's taxonomy places the organism in Eukaryota, Viridiplantae, Streptophyta, Magnoliopsida, Poales, Poaceae.